CAUCCCAGAUUUUCUUGCGAAACUACGAUUAUACUUCCAAAACCAAGGUGUAGAUCCAGCAGAUAAUGCAGGAGGUCCACCAACAGGAAGAGAAGUAGCAAUAGGAUAUUUAAGAGGAUGUAUGAGAGGAAGAACCUUAGAAUGGUUUGAUGAUGAAAUUACUACAAAACGGAAUUGGGAGUUAAGUAAUUUACUUGAUAAUACAGGGCAAGCUAACUUAGUAGCUGUAAAUGGACGAACUGCAAUACAAAUAGGAGCUAAUGCAUUGAAUGAGGCCGUUGGCCAACCAGGAACUGCAAUAGUCAAGUUAAGAGUU
Molecule: messenger RNA, 316 nt
Organism: Funneliformis geosporum
Lineage: Eukaryota; Fungi; Glomeromycota; Glomeromycetes; Glomerales; Glomeraceae
Source: the annotation of a GenBank genome assembly